This is a messenger RNA of Chenopodium quinoa (quinoa), 2776 nucleotides long. RefSeq names its product cation/H(+) antiporter 14-like. Gene Ontology annotation, molecular function: antiporter activity. Gene Ontology annotation, cellular component: endomembrane system; membrane. Gene Ontology annotation, biological process: proton transmembrane transport; regulation of pH. Lineage: Eukaryota; Viridiplantae; Streptophyta; Magnoliopsida; Caryophyllales; Amaranthaceae. The transcript is spliced from 4 exons. The record is from RefSeq and is a predicted model, not a curated record. Bases 352 to 2730 code for a protein of 792 amino acids.
AACAAAAAUAAUAAAGAAAAUGAAGUCAAGGUAUAUUUUAUAUUGUUUGGAACACGUAAAGCCACAAAAGGUAACAAAUCUUACGUAAUUCUGGUAAAACCAAACUGUACACCCUAUUUUUCCAUUGGGCAUCCUAAAUUCCUAACUAUAGUAAAUCUACCAAAAAUUCCUCUCUCUAGCAAGCUCAUAAACAUUUCUCUCUUACUUAUGUAAACCUCUUUUUAACACUUUUUUCUCUCAUAAUCUUUCUUGAAUUUGCUAACGCUACCCACCUACAAUAGAUACGUCUCAAAAUCGAUCUUUACAUACACAACCAGGAAAAAUUAGCUACAAAAAGAAAGCCACUCGCCCAUGGACCCAGGGGCCGCAGAACAAUUGACAAUAAAAUCAAAAUAUGAUCCCUUAAAGUUGUGGAGUGCGGGUUCAUGGAAUGGAACCGAUAUGUUAUGCCAAGAACGACCUAUAUAUUUAGGGUCUCCAACCAUAUGGUCCGACCGUUUUUAUCCUCAUGGUUCAGAUUCAUCAACAUUUAUCCUUCUAUUUUGCUUAAUCUUGCUUAUUAUUACCCUUACUUCCUUCAUCCUUAAACCUAUUGGUUUGCCAGCCAUGGCCAAAAUGUUUGGUGGAUUCUUUAUUAUUGGACUAUUAUACUCAAAAAAUGCCCUUGGCUUUCAAACAUUAGUCCCCCCAACAGUUUACUACUUCAUGAACAGUUUCUCACAAAUAGGGUUCAUAUUUUAUACAUUCAUAUUUGGUGUGGAACUUAAUUUGUUAGCAUUAAUUAAAAAAGUAAGAAAGAAGGCUAUUAUCAUAUGUUUUUCAGGCUAUUUUACAUCAUUAGCACUUGGUUAUUCCGGAUUAAAAGCCCUAAAUAUAAAGGAAGAUGAAGCCGGUUAUUUAAGGCAGAUGAUCCUUAAUGCUCAAACCUUCUUCAUGGUUACUUGUAGUCAUGUUAACGACCUUGGCAUAAGCAACUCGGAAAUUGGUCGUUUAGCUUGUGCAAUAUCUUUAGUCAUCGAUGUCUAUGGAAUGUUCUCGACUUUCCUCAUUUUCAAUGUUUACUUGCCUUUUAAAGAUGGAAAUUUUGUGCUACCUUUCUAUGUUAUCGCGGUCUAUCUUUUUAUGUUCUUCAUAUGUAGGCCGUUAAUCUUGGUCAUUAUUAGUUACACUCCUGAGGGACGUCGUAUGAAAGACUCACAUUUCUUGGCCAUCAUCGUGAUUAUUCUUGUACUAACAAUUCUUAGCUUGCUAGUUGGUCAGCCCCUUCUAGUUUUCUUAUUCGCGGUGUUCCUACCAGAAGAGCCACUUACCUCGAUUUUAAACGAACGAUUAGAUCUCAUGAAUUCUAGUAUCUUUUUGCCGGUCUUUUGUGCUAUGCAUGGAUUUAUAGCAGAUUUUAACCACCUCGGCAAAAAAUCUUUAAUAAUAGAGUUCAUUGUCUUUUUGAGUAUCAGUGGCAAGUUCUUAGGAACUGUUAUAUCUUCAAGGCUUUUCGGUGUACCUUUUUGGAGCGCCGUUUCCCUUGGUAUCAUCUUAUGUUCCGGCGGUUUCCUUGAUAUUGUAAUGCUCGGCAUAUUUCGCCAUUCCGGGGUAAUGGAACCAGAACACUACACCGUAAUCGGGAUACAUAUUUUGUUCUGUACAUGUGCAUUUCUGCCUCUUGUGAGGUUCAUGUACAACCCAUCAAGACAAUACUCGACAAUAUUAAGACAAGGUGUGAUUGCAUCCGCUGAAACCGGAACUUUGCAAGUAUUAGCAUGCAUUCACAAGGAAGAGAAUCUACCAGGAAUUCUCCGUCUCCUCGAGUCUUUCAAUCCUACACACGAAACACCUCUUCCAGUCAUUGCUCUCCAACUCAUUCAACUCACUGGCCGUGUCACUCAACCUAUCCUUGCCCCCUUCCAUGAAAUUCAGUCCUCAGCUGCUUUCAGAUCCAACAUUGGUCGUUGCAAUCGUAUAAUUAGCUCGUUGUUGAGCCUCGAACGCAGGACUGAUGGUGCUGCUCGUUUACAGCACUACAUUUCAGUGUCUGCAUAUGCUACUAUGCAUAACGAUAUAUGCAGCCUUGCGCAUGAAAAGAAAACCAGCCUUCUUAUUCUACCUUUUCAUGUACAAUGGACUGCAGAUAGAGAAGUGGAACACUUCUCUGAAGCUAUAAGAGAUGUCAACAAGAUGGUUUUCGAAAAGGCACCGUGUUCUGCAGGCCUGCUAGUCGAUCGAGGGGAUAAAGAUGUUACCAUACUCGAUGUUGAGUAUCGUGUUGCUAUAUUCUUCAUAGGUGGGGCAGAUGAUCAUGAGGCUCUCGCGUAUGCCACACUAUUUGCUAGACAUCCUAGCAUUAGGCUUACCGUCGUAUGGUUGAAAUCGAAAAUGUCAGAGAGUAACACCCACAGUUUUGAUGACUAUGCUGUCAUUCAGGAAUUUCACCAUAAACUGCAGGGCAAUGAGAGAAUGUCAUUACAGGAGAUAGUCGUCAGUGAUGGGGCAGAGACAACGAAUGCUGUUAUUGCCUUUAAAAAUGAAAUCGAUUUAGCCGUCGUAGGUAGAUAUCAUGAGCCUGGAUGUACACCCUUGUUUGGCCUUACAGAUCGUUGGUGCGAGUACCCGGAGUUGGGGAUUUUGGGGGACAUGCUUGUCACACCAGAGUUUAACUUCUCAGUUUUAGUCGUGCAAGAGGAACCUCAUAAGACAACAGAAAAUGAUGAUCUAAUUGAUGAUUUUGUAAUGUGAUAAUUAUGCUUGAUUUCAUCAUACAUAAUACUCUAUUUAUUUUAGA